AUGGUGGCGUAUUGCAAUGAAGUCUGCCGGCUUGAGGACAAGUUCGACGGUCUGGAGCUCAACCACAUCACGAGACACUUCAACGAGUCAGCUGACGAGCUAGCAAAGGCGGCAUCCGACCGGAAGCCAGUCCUCGAUGGCGUCUUUACCAGCGACCAGUAUAAGCCCUCGAUCCGCUACGAGGAGUUGGGAGAGGUCGGCAAUGCGCCACCUGUCCUGGACUCAGGAGCUGAACCGGGAAAGGUCGGCAACGCGCCGCCUGUCCCGGACUCGGGAGCUGACCCCUACGACCCCGAGGUCAUGGAAGUUGACAUGAACCCAGCAGAGGGGCCCGACCCCCUGCCUGACUGGAGAACCCCGUACCUCGACUACCUCAUCCGCGAGUCGCUUCCGACGGACAAGACAGAGGCGCGAGGGAUUGCCCACGGCACGAAAUCCUUCGUCAUCAUCGACCAGGAGCUCUAUAAGCGGAGCCAUACCGGCAUUCUACAACGCUGCAUCCCGAUCGAGCAAGGAAAGGCGUUACUCCAUGACAUCCACGCCGGAGCUUGCGGCCACCACGCCGCACCAAGAACUCUAUUCGGGAAUGCCUUCCGACAAGGCUUCUACUGGCCGACGGCAGUUGCCGACGCCACCCGCGUGGCACUCCAGACCAUCCCUAUCAUGUGGCCCUUCGCGAUCUGGGGUCUGGACCUCAUCGGGCCCUUCAAGAAGGCGCCCGGGGGCUUCACCCACCUGCUCGUCGCCGUAGACAAGUUCUCGGAGUGGAUCGAGGCUCGACCGAUCGCGCAGAUCAAGUCCGAGGAGACAGGUCUCAAGCCAUGGAUCUUCGACCACCUCAACAAGUUCGGCGGCUGA
Setaria italica (foxtail millet) is the source of this 858-nucleotide messenger RNA. RefSeq lists its product as uncharacterized. The record is from RefSeq and is a predicted model, not a curated record. NCBI's taxonomy places the organism in Eukaryota, Viridiplantae, Streptophyta, Magnoliopsida, Poales, Poaceae. The coding region runs from base 1 to 858 and encodes 285 amino acids. Gene Ontology annotation, molecular function: nucleic acid binding. The transcript is spliced from 3 exons.